This is a messenger RNA of Canariomyces notabilis, 336 nucleotides long. Its product is annotated as ankyrin. The transcript has a single exon. The annotation marks the transcript as partial. Gene Ontology annotation, molecular function: protein binding. Gene Ontology annotation, biological process: protein localization to ciliary inversin compartment. NCBI's taxonomy places the organism in Eukaryota, Fungi, Ascomycota, Sordariomycetes, Sordariales, Chaetomiaceae. The record is from RefSeq and is a predicted model, not a curated record. Gene Ontology annotation, cellular component: ciliary inversin compartment.
UGCGUCAAGGCCCUAGUCGAGCACGGAGCUGACAGCAAUGUGCGAACAUCUCGCGGCGCCACGGCCUUGCAACUCAGUUUUGAGAUGGGCGACCAGACCGACGAGAUCACCAAGCUUCUGCUUAGCAGGGGAGCGGAUCCGAACGCCGAAGUGGGCUUCGGCCGAACGAUGCUUCACCUCGCUGCUGCCAUGGGGCUGGCCAGGAUCGUGCCCGAAUUGGUGGCUGCCGGUGGAGACGUAGCUCGGAGGGACUACUACGGCCAAACGCCCUGGGCCACUGCUGUGCGCUACGGGCACACGGAUGUAGCCGAAGCUUUGGCCGCUGCUGGUGGGCGG